Choloepus didactylus (southern two-toed sloth) is the source of this 5417-nucleotide messenger RNA. RefSeq names its product phosphatidylinositol-5-phosphate 4-kinase type 2 beta (gene PIP4K2B). The record is from RefSeq and is a predicted model, not a curated record. The coding region runs from base 119 to 1369 and encodes 416 amino acids. Gene Ontology annotation, molecular function: phosphatidylinositol kinase activity. NCBI's taxonomy places the organism in Eukaryota, Metazoa, Chordata, Mammalia, Pilosa, Megalonychidae. Gene Ontology annotation, biological process: phosphatidylinositol metabolic process. The transcript has 10 exons.
CCAUGGCGCGGUGAGGGAGCGGGGGUGGGGAUCGGUCCCGGGGAGGCCUGGGGCCGCUGGGUUGCGCGCGGUCUCUGCCGCCCCCCCUUUCGCCGCCGCCGCCGCCGCCGCCCCGGGCAUGUCGUCCAACUGCACCAGCACCACGGCGGUGGCGGUGGCGCCGCUCAGCGCCAGCAAGACCAAGACCAAGAAGAAGCAUUUCGUGUGCCAGAAAGUGAAGCUAUUCCGGGCCAGCGAGCCGAUCCUCAGCGUCCUGAUGUGGGGGGUGAACCACACGAUCAAUGAGCUGAGCAAUGUCCCCGUCCCUGUCAUGCUAAUGCCAGAUGACUUCAAAGCCUACAGCAAGAUCAAGGUGGACAAUCAUCUCUUCAAUAAGGAAAACCUCCCCAGCCGCUUUAAGUUUAAGGAGUACUGCCCCAUGGUGUUCCGAAAUCUCCGGGAGAGGUUUGGGAUUGAUGAUCAGGAUUACCAGAAUUCGGUGACACGCAGUGCCCCUAUCAACAGUGACAGCCAGGGCCGAUGUGGCACGCGUUUCCUCACCACUUAUGACAGGCGCUUUGUCAUCAAGACAGUGUCAAGUGAGGAUGUGGCUGAGAUGCACAACAUCUUAAAGAAAUACCACCAGUUCAUAGUGGAGUGUCACGGCAACACCCUUUUGCCACAGUUCCUGGGCAUGUACCGCCUGACCGUGGACGGUGUGGAGACCUACAUGGUGGUGACCAGGAACGUGUUCAGCCAUCGGCUCACUGUGCACCGCAAGUAUGACCUCAAGGGAUCUACUGUUGCCAGAGAAGCGAGUGACAAGGAGAAGGCCAAGGACUUGCCAACAUUCAAAGACAACGACUUCCUCAAUGAAGGGCAGAAGCUGCAUGUGGGAGAAGAAAGUAAAAAGAACUUCCUGGAGAAACUGAAACGGGAUGUUGAGUUUCUGGCCCAGCUGAAGAUCAUGGACUACAGCCUGCUGGUGGGCAUCCACGAUGUGGACCGGGCAGAGCAGGAGGAGAUGGAGGUGGAGGAGCGGGCUGAGGACGAAGAGUGUGAGAACGAUGGGGUGGGCGGCAACCUGCUCUGCUCCUACGGGACCCCCCCAGACAGCCCUGGCAACCUCCUCAGCUUCCCCCGGUUCUUUGGCCCUGGGGAAUUUGACCCCUCUGUUGACGUCUAUGCCAUGAAGAGCCAUGAAAGUGCUCCCAAGAAGGAGGUCUAUUUCAUGGCCAUCAUCGAUAUCCUCACGCCAUAUGAUGCUAAGAAGAAAGCUGCACAUGCUGCCAAAACAGUGAAACAUGGGGCAGGAGCCGAGAUCUCGACUGUGAACCCUGAGCAGUACUCUAAACGCUUCAACGAGUUCAUGUCCAACAUCCUGACGUAGUUAUCUUCUCCUUUCAGCCAGAGCCAGAGAGCUGGGUGUGGUGUCGGGGAUCGGGAUUGGGAGAGGGUAUAUUUGGGCUAGAGAAGAGGGUGGGGAGCCAAAGUGGGAGGAAGGGGAGGGUUUUAGCCAUGGGGCUGCGGCCUGUGACACUGAAAGGUACACUCAAGCUGAGGGGGAGGUGACUGUGCUGUGUACACGUGCUCACAGGAUGUGACCUCCCUGCUGCUUACCUUUGAUUUUUUUCCCCAUUUGACCCAGGUUUAAAAGGGGUUCCCUUUUUGUUACUAAGAUACCUUGGGACUAGAGACGGCUAUGUGGGUUUAUUUGGGUUUUGUUUCUGAAAUUUCAUUGCUCCCAGUUUGCUAUUUAUAAUGAUGUGUGUAUCACCCAUGCCCCUUCCCCAUCCUUGCCCAGCUCUCAGUGCUCUUCGGUUAAAGGGUGCCCCAUAGACCCAGCACCGAGGGUCCUCUCUGAGCAAAGCUCUCUGAUGCCAGAGAGGAGAGGUCAGACACCCUAGCUCUGCUGCAUUUGAUCUCGUCUGGACUAACUUUUUAAUUUUAUGGAGUAUUAUACACAAGUUCCUCUGCCUUUCCACCCUGGUUACAAGUGAAAUGUUACAUUAUUCCUCCAUCUAAAUGCUCUCAUCCUGAAGGAACACUCCAGGUCAACACCAGGCAUCUUGGAUCAGGAUCAAAGAUCUCCAAGGGGAGUGAGCUCCUCCUCAUGGGGCCCCAGGGGCUGGGGGAGCCACUGAGCUCCUGGACAGCUGGUCUCUGCGAGCCUGUCAUCAUCACCCCAGCCUGUGGGCUCUCAGAUGUCUUCUCUGUAAAGCCUGCCUCCACUGGGUCAAGAGGAACAAGAAAGCACCUUUGAAUAUAACAGGACCUUUGUGUUUUUAAAAUGGUUUUUUCCCUUUGGGAAAACCCCAAAAGCUGAUGAAUAUCAAGAGGGGUUUGCACCCUCCAUCCAUUUCCUUCCUUCUGACCUCCUCCCAGGAAUGCUCACUUGUAGCUGAGCUUUUAGCUGGGGGCAGAUCUCUGAGCGCCUUGGAUGCUCUCUGCAGAGGUACCUCUUCAAGCCCCAGGGCUACCAUGUAGAUAAUCUGGCUUCCUGUGCCCAUGUUUGUCACUUGGACAGUUACAGAAUCCUGGAACUCCUCAGGUCAGCCAGCAAGGAGUGAUGCCUCCCCACCUUGGGUAUUGGGGUGGCCAAGCCUGAAGUUGCUUCCAAAUCCCUUCAGGACCUGACCUAGGAAAUCCAAUUUGGAGGCUUGUGGGGUUUCACCUGGCCGCAGCCUUGGGGCUGUCUUUCCUUCAUGGCCCCCGUCUAGACUUCUAGUGAGUCUGCUGCCCACUGGCUUCCUCAGCAGAAGGCAUCCUGCAGCUUCCUUCAGGGUCUCCACCCACCUUCAGCGCUUGCCUCCCAGGCCCUCAGAAUUGAGCCAUGAAUGGUUUGUGAUGCCAUCAGAGUAGUCUUGCCUGGCUAGGAGAGAAAAAGGCCCUGUGGCUGUGCAAGAGAUGGUAAAACUUGUAGGUAUCCCCAAAGAUGCGAAGAUGGUUUGUAGAACCAUUUUGGAUGAAUGAUCAGUUUCCUGUGGCUCCUCCCAAAGCUGGCCAAGCUCAGCUUCUGGAACAGGAACCAGCACUGCCUCUGGUGCCCUCUCUUUGGGAGUCUUUUCACAGCAUUUAGAUCAGAAAAGAAUGGAGACAGCAUUCUUGGACUCUGCUGGGGCUGAGAGAUGGGGUGGGAUUCCUUCCGAAAGAGACAGACCGGGGCAAACCACUGCCCCAGGAAGGGGCCCCAUAGCUCUGAACAUCUGCAGCACGAUCACGAAGUAGCUUGGGGAAGGACUUGGAACCAAGUGGCUCAUGAAGAAAACAAAGUUGACUAAGGAAAGGGAUUGUGUAGGAAUAAUCUUUGGACUUGAUUCCCCCCAUUUCAUAAUCAAGAAUGAAAAUUUGGAUCUGCUCCUAGUCAGGCCCAGCAUCUCCAAAGCUUGGAAGGCUGCACUCCAGUUGCCACCACAGCCUUGGACGCCCACCUGGUUCUCCACCUGGUCUGCGGAUCAUGUUGCCAUCGUGUGUAGGAAAGGUGUAGCCUGAUCUUACCAUCUAAAGAUGAACUACCAGGCAUCUAACUUCUUUAACAUUGAGUUUUUGUUUUUAUGUGUUUCUGUUUUUUGUUUUUUUUGUUUUGUUUUGUUUUGUUUUUGUAUAUUGUUUACAUUUUGAGAGGUAGCACUCUGUUUCAAAUGCUCUUUUGUUUUUCUGACAGUAUUGUUGAUUGGUUCGCGACAUUUGAGCUGUAGUUUGGUGGAUUUCAGGUUUUUUUUUUAAAGGUCACUCACCUUUUCUCCCUGUACUAUCUUGAAGACCUUGGGUUUGUCCCUCUAAUUCCUUUGGCAUUCAAAUGUUUAAAAGCUAUUUAUCUUGGUUUAUACAAUUUUAUUUUCUUCUUUUUGUAAUGAUGAAGAUACUCUAUUUGGUUUGCAAUCUAAAGGUAGAGAAAGUGAACUGAUCUCCCAAGGUUUUGUCUGCCCCCACUCUUUUCUCCUUGAGUGUCCCACCUUUCCUUUUCUGUGAAAGGCAUAUGAGGGACAGUAGCUACCCUCACCUUCACCCUCUGGGGCCAUGAUAGAAAGCUGAAGAGUCUUAUAGCCUCCUAGAAUAAUUUUGGGUCCCCCAAGAACAAAGGCAUAAGAACAGGACAUGACUGGUUGGCUGAGGCCUGGAUGGGGUAAGGGCCGGGCUCCUCACCAUCCCACUUAAGGAAUAGCAUUCAGUCACGACCUCUCCAGUUCCCACCUCCCUUCUUCCAAGAGUCUAUGCUGAGAAAACUGUCUCCCAGAUCUCCCAGCCAAAGAGUGGUGUUCUCUGAAGACUCCAUUUGGAAGACCACUAGAUGAAGGCCUCUGGCCCUUCUUCCUGUUAAUUAACCACUAAGUCUUUGUGUCCCCAGCACCAGCUCAUUCUCUGCACCCUGCGGUUGGGGGGACACAGCAUGCUGGGAGCCCCAGGAGUGUGGACUGAAGCAGUGCUCAGUCUCUCCUAAUCUAGCUCAGGGCUUACUGGUCUGUGGCUGGGACCAGGAGUCAUCCCUGUGGCUGUUUUCAGUGGCCCUCUAAAAGUUCCCACCACAGGCAGCUCCCUCCCCUGUCCCUCUUCCUAUUGUGCUUUUCCCUCUUGCCUGCAGGCCUCAGACAGGUCCCCUGGUAGUGCUCAGGGCAGUGCCCCAGACUCCUCCCCUGGGGAGGUGGGCCAGAGACCCAGGACUUUCUCAGUAGCCAAUCCUACUCUCCAGUUGUCUGUUGACCAUUUCAAGUUGGGAGGGAUUCAAAAACUUCAGCACCCCUCUAGCACGUAAGCAACUCAGGUGUUGGGGGCUGGAAGGGACAAUGUGUUUAAACAACCCUCGGAGCUCUGGCCUUACACCUGUGUCCUCCACCCCACCCCACCCCCAUCCCCCAAGUCAAGGGACCUCACCUCUUUCUGGCAGUAAUGUGGAGUUGGGCCCCGCCUGAGCACAAGGAUCAAAGGGAAAACAACAUUCAGGCAACUGCCCCCAAGUCUGCCAGUUAUUCUGUAGGGGGCAGUGACACGGCCCUAGCCCUCCUCUGAGAUGUGCCACUUAACGAAGAGUGCCCCUGAGGGGAAAGGGAGACUUAGCCAUCCUUCCACAGGCUGUGCUGAGAUCCCAGAAGGAGGCUUGAGAGGAAAUUUCCAGUGAGGUGAGAGCCACAGGCUUUGUGGGAAGGCCCCAUGCUGCUCAGCACACCCCAGCGGCAGGUGGGUCACUGCAGUGAAAAACUGUGAACGACGAUGUAGAGUCAACUUUUGAGGGAGCUGGAUAAACUACCAACCCAUCAUAUGUAUGUGACUUCUUGAUUUCCCACUGCAGUUUCCAUUUUUUAAAUAGGAAUUUUCAACCCUCUGUGCUUGUCUAAUGUCUGCUCGGAACAGUUCGAGACCCUGUUACUGUUUUAAAAUGCAUGCCGGUUAAGAUGAAUCUCCAACCCGAGGGAAAAAUAAAACUCAAAAAGCUUUGUGUA